CACUUCUACUUUUUUUUUUCUUUUUCAAUUUUCAAACAAAGAAAAUUAAUUAAUUGAUUCAAAUUGAAAUCAAAGCCUUAACUUUUUCUUCAAUAAGAUUAGGUUAUGGUUUUGAUUUCAUUUGUUUCAUGGCGAUGGAUCGCGUUCAUGAGGUCGAUGAAAGAGUUACAUUGGAGGAAGAAUUUGGAUCAAGUUGUCAAACAAGUCCACAAGACAAACGAGAAGUGGUUCGCGAACUUAUACGUAUGAUUCAUACCGUUGAGUCUUAUGAAGAGUAUAGAGGAUCACAAAGAGAGGAAUGUGAUAAGCUUUUCGAAAGAUUGACACUUUUGUUGCCUUUUUUGGAAGAGAUAAGAGAUUUCGAAGGACAGAUACCUGAAUCGAGCAUUGAAUGUUUGAUGAAAUUAAAAAAGGCUUUGUCUUCUGCGAAGAAAUUGUUAAAAACUUGUCAUUGUGGUAGUAAAAUUUAUCUGGCCGUAGAAAGUGAGGCCGUUAUGGGAAGAUUCUAUUCCGUGUAUGAAAGGUUAAGUCAGGCUCUGGAAAGCAUGCGUUAUGAUGAUUUUGGAAUUUCAGAUGAAGAGAAACAACAGGUGGAGUUACUGCGUCUGCAAUUUAGAAGAGCUAAGAAGCGAAAUGUUAGUCAAGAUAUGGAACUCACGAUGGAUCUGAUGGUUGCACUGUCCACAAAUGAUGAUAGGAAUGCAGAUAGUGCUAGCAUAGAGAGACUAGGAAACAAGCUAGGUUUGCGUACCGUUAAGGACCUAGAGGUGGAAACGAUAUCAGUAAGAAAAGUAGUUAAAGAAAGAAAAGGUUGUUAUGCAGAAGAGACGCGGAAAAUUGUAGGUCUUCUAAACAAAUUCAGAAAGUUUGCAGGGCUUGAAGAAAUUGAUCCAUUGAUGCUUAAAGCUCAAGAGAAAUCCACUUCUUUGGCAAUUCCAAAUGAAUUUCUUUGUCCAAUCACAUUAGAGAUUAUGACUGAUCCCGUUACUGUCUCAACUGGGCAGACAUACCAAAGAGAGAACAUACAACAUUUGUUGGAUUCCAAUUGCCAAACAUGUCCGAAAACAGGGAAAGUUUUAGAGCACUUGUCAUUGGCUCCAAACUUUGCUCUGAAGAAUUUGAUCCAGGAAUGGUGUGAGAACAACAAUUUUCAACUUCCUAAAAAGGAGGCUCCUCCAAAACCCAAGAGCCCCUCGGAUGAAAAUGAUGAAAAGAUUUUAUCCUUGAUUCAAGAUUUAUCCUCUAGUCAGUUAGAAGUGCAAAGAAAGGCUGUGAAAAAGAUAAGGAUGCUUUCGAAAGAAAAUUCAGAAAAUAGAACAUUAAUAGUUAAUAACGGAGCAAUUCCACCGCUUGUGCAACUACUAUCCUAUCCAGAUACAAGAAUCCAGGAACAUGCUGUUACGGCGCUUUUGAACUUAUCGAUUGAUGAAACAAAUAAGAAACUUAUAUCUAAGGAAGAUUCCAUUCCAGCCAUAAUUGAGAUACUGCAGAAUGGAAGUGUUGGCGCUAAAGAGAACUCAGCGGCAGCAUUGUUUAGCUUGUCUAUGCUGGAUGAUAAUAAAGAAGCUAUAGGUUCUUUAAAGGGUAUCCCACCGUUAAUAGAAUUGUUAAGAAAUGGGACAGUCCGAGGUAAGAAGGAUGCAAUAACUGCAUUAUUCAAUCUAUGCUGUAGUGAGCAAAACGUGCGCUUGGCAACUGAAGCGGGGAUCAUAGCACCGUUGUUUCAGUUAGUCGAGAAGAAAAACUCAGAAAUGGUUGACGAGGCACUGUCUAUAUUGUUACUUCUUGCAACACAUCAAGACGGAAGGCAAGAAAUGGGAAAACUUACUUUCAUUGAAACACUCGUUAAUCUUAUAAGAGAUGGCACUCCAAAGAACAAGGAAUGUUCAGUGGCGGUGCUUCAUAGGUUAAGCACACACAAUUCAAAUCUUAUGCUCGCGGCACUUCAGUAUGGUGUGUAUGAGAAUUUAGUAGAUAUUGCGGAGAAUGGGACUGAUAGGGGCCAAAGAAAAGCUAAAUCUAUACUGCAACUUAUGAGUAAAACAGAACAGAUUCCUUGACAAUCAGCUGUAGUCGUAUACUUUUUCAAAUUUUUGUGCUUUUUCCUUCUUGUGUAGUAGGAUAGUGAAUUAUGUUUAGUUUGUGUUAAUACAUAGCUUUUUUCUGUGGCGUAUGCAUAGAAAGCAGUCAGUUGUUAGACCUGUGUAUUAACUUACAUUCACAUCGAGGUGCUGGAUGAGCUCAAUUGUAUAUGUUGAUCAGAGAUUGUUUCUUGAAUUUCACAUAUACUUCAUUUCA
Molecule: messenger RNA, 2298 nt
Organism: Capsicum annuum
Lineage: Eukaryota; Viridiplantae; Streptophyta; Magnoliopsida; Solanales; Solanaceae
Product: U-box domain-containing protein 15-like
Exons: 4
Coding region: 129-2060 (643 amino acids)
Biological process (GO): cell surface receptor signaling pathway; protein ubiquitination
Cellular component (GO): nucleus; cytoplasm
Molecular function (GO): protein binding; ubiquitin-protein transferase activity
Source: RefSeq, a predicted model, not a curated record